GGGAGAGGAAAUCCCGCCAAAACCCUUUCUGGACUGUAAGCGCCCUGAGGGACAAGAGUGCUCAUAACAGAUUCUUCAGCUGUAGCCCUUCUCCCUGCAGAGUUUGCCCCCCAGCGACUCUAGAGGCUUGGGUUGGAAGAACGAGGUCUCCGUAGAUGUUGCUUGGCUGAGUGAGACCUGAGCUGCGAAGAGGCCUGUUCCCUCAGUUACCAGGUGCAAUGAGGAAACCCCGCAAGAAGUCUCGGCAGAAUGCCGAGGGCCGGCGCUCCCCGUCCCCCUACAGCCUUAAGUGCUCACCUACCCGUGAGACCCUGACAUAUGCCCAGGCCCAACGGAUCGUUGAGGUGGACAUUGAUGGACGCCUACAUCGCAUCAGCAUCUAUGACCCACUCAAGAUCAUCACAGAGGAUGAGCUGACUGCUCAGGAUAUCACUGAAUGCAACAGUAAUAAGGAAAACAGCGAGCAGCCCCAGUUCCCUGGCAAGUCCAAGAAAGCUUCAUCCAAAGGCAAGAAAAAAGAGUCCUGCUCCAAGUAUGCAUCUGGCACCUCCCUUCACCUCCCACAGCCCAGUUUUCGGGUAGUGGACUCAUUCAUCCAGCCAGAAGCACCUCCUCUGCCUGCUGCUUACUACCGUUACAUUGAGAAGCCUCCUGAAGAUCUGGAUGCAGAAGUAGAGUAUGACAUGGAUGAGGUAGACCUCGCCUGGCUGGACAUGGUGAACGAGAAGCGGCAGAUGGAUGGGUACACUUUGGUGUCAGCAGACACUUUUGAGCUAUUGGUGGACCGUCUUGAGAAGGAGUCGUAUUUAGAGAGCCGCAGCAUUGGAGCCCAGCAGUCACUCAUUGAUGAAGAUGCCUUCUGCUGCGUAUGUCUAGAUGAUGAAUGCCACAAUAGCAAUGUCAUUCUAUUCUGUGACAUCUGCAAUCUGGCUGUACACCAGGAGUGCUAUGGAGUUCCCUACAUCCCUGAGGGCCAGUGGCUUUGCCGCUGUUGCCUACAGUCUCCCUCCCGGCCUGUGGAUUGUGUCCUCUGCCCAAACAAGGGUGGCGCCUUCAAACAGACCAGUGAUGGACACUGGGCCCAUGUGGUGUGUGCCAUCUGGAUCCCUGAAGUCUGCUUUGCUAACACCGUGUUCCUGGAGCCCAUCGAGGGCAUUGACAACAUCCCACCUGCCCGCUGGAAACUAACCUGCUAUAUCUGUAAACAGAAGGGUCUGGGUGCAGCCAUCCAGUGUCAUAAGGUGAACUGCUACACGGCCUUCCAUGUGACGUGUGCUCAGCGGGCUGGGCUUUUCAUGAAGAUUGAGCCCAUGCGAGAGACCAGCCUCAAUGGUACCAUCUUCACAGUGCGCAAGACGGCUUACUGUGAGGCCCACUCACCACCAGGUGCCACCGCUGCCAGGAGAAAGGGUGACUCCCCUGGAGGCCUUGGUGAAGCUGCAGAUGAAGAAGGACUAAAGGAGGGUGGUGGGGAAGAUGAUGAAAAAGAGAUGGAGGAGGGGCAGGAGGAAGGCCAAGGUAGGGUGAGUGGCCCCCAAAAGGGAGGAGUGUCCAAGAAAAACAAGAUGAGUUUGAAACAAAAGAUCAAGAAAGAACCAGAGGAAGCAGGACGGGACACACUCUCAGCUGCCCCAGUGGUCACUGUACCACAGAUCCCCUCUUACAGGUUGAACAAGAUCUGUAGUGGUCUCUCCUUUCAGAGGAAAAACCAGUUCAUGCAGCGGCUUCACAACUACUGGCUAUUGAAGAGACAGGCACGGAACGGCAUCCCUCUCAUCCGGCGCCUGCACUCCCACCUGCAGUCCCAAAGAAAUGCCGAGCAGCGAGAGCAGGACGAGAAGACAAGUGCAGUGAAGGAGGAGUUGAAGUACUGGCAGAAGCUCCGCCAUGACUUGGAGCGGGCGCGGCUGCUGAUCGAGCUAAUUCGGAAGAGGGAGAAGCUGAAGCGUGAGCAGGUUAAGGUCCAGCAGGCCGCCAUGGAGCUGGAACUGAUGCCCUUCAAUGUUCUGCUGAGGACAACGUUGGACCUGCUGCAGGAAAAGGAUCCAGCUCAUAUCUUCGCUGAACCGGUCAACCUGAGUGAGGUUCCAGAUUACCUGGAAUUCAUAUCCAAGCCAAUGGAUUUUUCUACUAUGAGGCGGAAGCUGGAAUCCCAUCUGUAUCGCACCUUGGAGGAGUUUGAGGAGGACUUUAACCUUAUAGUUACCAACUGCAUGAAGUAUAAUGCUAAAGACACAAUUUUCCACCGAGCAGCUGUCCGCCUGCGGGAUCUAGGAGGGGCCAUCCUGCGGCAUGCCCGGAGGCAGGCAGAGAACAUCGGCUAUGACCCCGAAAGGGGCACCCAUCUGCCUGAGUCACCCAAAUUGGAGGACUUUUACCGCUUCUCCUGGGAAGACGUGGACAACAUCCUCAUCCCAGAGAACCGGGCCCAUUUGUCUUCGGAGGUGCAGCUGAAGGAGCUGCUGGAGAAACUGGACCUGGUGAGCGCCAUGCGGUCCAGUGGGGCCCGGACCCGCCGCGUCCGCCUGCUGCACCGGGAAAUCAACACCCUCCGACAGAAGUUGGCACAGCCCCCGCCACCAGCAGUGAACAAGACUCUGCUCAACGGAGAGCUGCCAGCAGAGCUCCGGGGAGAUGGUGCUGUGCUAGAGCAGACCCUGCGGGAGGAGCCACAAGACAGUGGGGACAGAGAUGACGCCAAACUCCCUCCCCCACCAACCCUGGAGCCUACUGGGCCUGCACCAUCCUUGUCUGAGCAGGAAUCUCCCCCAGAGCCCCCUACUUUGAAACCAAUCAAUGAUAGCAAGCCUCCAAGCCGGUGCCUAAAGCCCAGAAAGGUGGAAGAAGAUGAGCUCUUGGAAAAAUCACCUCUGCAGCUAGGGAGUGAGCCCUUGCAAUGUCUGCUCAGUGACAGUGGUCUCAACAGACUGCCCCUCACAGCCCCCGACACCCCACCUGGUGCCCCCCUCAGUGGCGUGGGCCGCCGCACAUCAGUCCUCUUCAAGAAGGCCAAGAAUGGGACUAAGCUGCAGAGGAGCCCCGACGAUGGGGCCCUGGAGAAUGGCGAGGACCAUAGUGUUGCUGGCUCUCCUGCCUCUCCAGCCAGCAUUGAAGAUGAGCGGCACUCCCGGAAGCGGCCUCGGAGCGGUAGUUGUAGUGAGAGUGAAGGGGAAAGGUCCCCUCAACAGGAGGAAGAGACAGGCGUGACCAAUGGCUUUGGAAAGCACACCGAAAGCGGGUCUGACUCGGAAUGUAGUUUGGGUCUCAGUGGUGGACUGGCAUUUGAAGCCUGCAGUGGACUGACGGCCCCUAAGCGCAGCCGCGGAAAGCCAGCCCUGUCUCGAAUGCCCUUCCUGGACAGUGUGAAUGGAGAUUCUGACUACAAUGACUCAGGCAGAAGCCUCCUGAUGCCCUUUGAAGACCGCGGAGACCUGGAACCCCUGGAGCUGGUGUGGGCCAAGUGCCGAGGCUACCCCUCCUACCCCGCCUUGAUCAUCGAUCCCAAGAUGCCCCGGGAGGGCCUCCUGCACAAUGGUGUCCCCAUCCCAGUACCCCCGCUGGAUGUGCUGAAGCUGGGAGAGCAGAGACAGGCAGAGGCUGGAGAGAAGCUCUUCCUUGUCCUCUUCUUUGACAACAAGCGUACCUGGCAGUGGCUCCCAAGAGACAAAGUCCUGCCCCUGGGUGUGGAAGACACCGUGGACAAGCUCAAAAUGCUGGAAGGCCGCAAGACCAGCAUCCGCAAAUCUGUGCAGGUGGCCUACGACCGGGCCAUGAUCCACCUGAGCCGUGUCCGGGGGCCACACUCUUUCGUCACCUCCAGCUACCUGUGAAGGCAGGGUCUGGCCUGUGGCUGCCAGCCCUGCCUCCGUCCCAUGGGGCACAGAGAUGUCUUCCUGCCCCAGCCAGAUGUUUGGCUGGAAGUUUCCCCCUUUCAUGGCAGGCCAGGGGCUGGGAUCGUGUUUCCCCAAGAGCCAGGCCCCAGCUUUGACCAACUGCAUGGCUCUCCUGGCAGGCCUGCUAUGUGCCAAAAACUCCCACAAGGUCCCUUCGGGGAUAGUCCACUGAAGAGCCAGCUAGAAGUAGAAAUUGCUGAGGAGCCCCGGGCCCAGUGUUCCUGGCCCAGUGUACGAGGGUCCUGUGCUCCUCGAAAUGCUGCCUGGCUCCUCCACCCCACUUCCAGUUAACUCCACCUCAGGGUGGCGAGGCUCUGACGUUAAUCCCAGAGGUGCUGUGGAUACACUAGGGCCCUACUCAGAACCUCACCAAACUCCCCCUUAAACCUACCUUCUCACCCUUUACUGUUCUCAUGUUCUGCUCUCAGUCACUCCCCCGCCCCCCUCCCCCCCAAUUCCUCCCCAUGUUCCUUUCCUUCCUCUUUCGUGCCAAACUGACAGAAACCAUCCCAAAGUGAUCUUUUUCUUAAAUGUCUUUACUGCCUCAGUCUCCUGAGGCCAGCUGCCGAGCUUGGGUGGGUGCCCCCACCUGGCUCCUAACCUUAAGUUCGCAUCUGCCACAGACCCACCGCUGUGAGCACCUUCCCCCUCAGACUGCACGCAAGGCCCCUCCUGCUCCUGGCCUUGCUGAAGGGUGGGCUGAGGCUAAGUAGACAGGUUUACCAGGCUAGGCUCUGCUUGUGGUGGUGGGGUGUCCAUCUGUCCACUGGAUGUUGAGGGCUAUCUGAAGUAGAGCUGCUUCGUGCCCUUCAGCUGGGUGUACCCCUGACCAUCCUGUCCUUUCCUCUCUGCAUGGACUUUUAUUGAUCUGAAUCCACACCCUCAGUAUCACUUCGCCACCUGGGGCUGGCCUGGGGCUUCAGUCACCAUCGUCCUGUCCUGCCCAGCCUCUGCUGCUCCCACCCUCAAACUCCAGGGAAUGCCACAUUUGGAUUUCAAACCUUCCCUACCGUUUUCCCUUCCCUCUUUCCCUUCAGGGCCCCUCCCUCCCCAUACCGGCUCAAAAUGGAAGGAAAAAAAAAACUGUGAAUGGGGAACGUUGACUGACAAACCACCGCCGCUCUCAGCGCUUCCGUGCUGGGUUGCAGGCCACUGGUCGCCAUGUUGCUUUCUAACCUGACCGGGUUUGGUGGUGGUGGUGGUGUUUAUCAUGAGUUUACAUUUUGUUGCAGGGAAGUUUUGGAUACAAUGAAGUCGCUAGGGCGAUCACUGCCAUUUUUACACACUCGGCUUUUUAAAGAAAUAGAACCAACCACGCGGCAACUUCUUACCCAUUUGGGACACGAGCCAGAGUUUAAAAACAAAUCCAACAAAACUAUCUGUGACUAGAGGAUGGGGUUUGGGAUUUUGUACAAUAUUAAAACUGCAAUACAGCCCGUGGCUAGGGAAGGCCAUGGUGUGUACAUAGAUCACUGUAAAAUACUGUUCUAAGUUAUUCCAGCCUGUCGGUGCCAUGACUGGAGUCCCCCAUUGUGUGGCUGAGUGUUUGGAAUGCACACAGUGUCGUUAUUUAAAGGAGCCAACAUGUCCCCUCUCCCCAGGUAGUUGGUCAGCUGUGGACUUUGUGACCUGUGUCUCAACCUGUGUUUAAACUCUUGGGGUUUUUGCCCUCACUCUGUCUCUCUACACCUUUCUUCCCUGACACACUCGCCCUCUAUUCCACCCCCACCCCCAACUCUUGUCUCUGAAUCUUCCAGUCUCUGAGUCUCAUUUUUUUAAAUACUCUUUUAGAACGAGAAACGGCUCAGAUCCUGCUUUGGCAUGGGGCCUGCGGGUCUCUGCCGCGUCUGCUGUGAAGCACAUGAUGCUCUAUUUAUUGUAGAAAGUGACUUUAUUUGCUUUCUAGAAUUGUUUAUAACAGAUGGUAUAAGAGGUAAUAAACAGAAAAAAAAAUCUAUGCUUGUAAAGAAUACAAAAGUUAAUUUUACCUACUAUAAUAUGACUGUCUACAACUUAUUUUCUCUCUGAGAAAUAAAUGUUCUAAUGGGCAGCAA
Molecule: messenger RNA, 5947 nt
Organism: Echinops telfairi (small Madagascar hedgehog)
Lineage: Eukaryota; Metazoa; Chordata; Mammalia; Afrosoricida; Tenrecidae
Gene: BRPF3
Product: bromodomain and PHD finger containing 3
Exons: 13
Coding region: 219-3830 (1203 amino acids)
Biological process (GO): regulation of transcription by RNA polymerase II
Cellular component (GO): MOZ/MORF histone acetyltransferase complex
Molecular function (GO): protein binding
Source: RefSeq, a predicted model, not a curated record